Messenger RNA from Cuscuta epithymum, 1934 nucleotides. NCBI's taxonomy places the organism in Eukaryota, Viridiplantae, Streptophyta, Magnoliopsida, Solanales, Convolvulaceae. The record is from the annotation of a GenBank genome assembly.
GGCGAUAUAAGGAUAAUGCUAACAAAAAUGCUUGCUCAUGAGCUUAAUCGUUUGUGUUGCAAUAUCUUUCUCUGCACUCUCUCUGAAAGACAAAGAGUGCACACGAGGUUGGGCAGAGGACUUUCUUUACCUUCCCGAUGAAAACUCUCUGGAUCCAUCUAUCACUCUAUAGAUACAUCUAUGGAUUAUGAGCUAAGAUAGCUUGAUUCUUCAAAUGCUUCUAGCUAGCUGCUGCAAGUCACUGGGGCUAAACCCCGCUUUGUUGAGAGAGAUGAAAGGCACUGCCAUUACUGCACCAAAUCUAAUCUUAAUUGCAUCUGCAUGUUAUUAUAGAGAGAAGGAAAUUAAGCAGCGAUCAAAUCGAGGUGUAAAAAAAGGGUACAUCUUUUUCCUCUCUCUAGGGCUAUACGCCGCUAGAGCUCUUUUCCUCCGUUUCCGUCGAGGACAAAGAACGGACGUCCACUAGGUGUCAUCAUCAUGGUUUUGCGGUGAUUUAUUGGAGGUGGUCCGCAGGCCGCGGUUGUUUUCGUUUAGGGCUACAUGGCUUUUGUUGAUCGGAACGAAGGAAGGUGAUCAACAGAGAGCAUCGUCAAUCUCCAACUUGGCCAUCGCGGAGGCAGAAUCAAUGGGAAGGGGCGAUAGUCAGCGGCUAGAAGCAGAGAUUUUGAAUGGGAACCAUUGUUAAUUUAAUCAGCACAACAGAUGAAGAUUAGCGAGGAGACCGAGGAAUUGGACCUGGAUGAGGAAGUGGUUGAUGAGGAUGCAGCGGUGGAGAUCCGACCGACGUUUCCGGUGGUUGGGGCUGUACUAACGGAUAGGAGAAUCAAGUUUCAAAUUUUCAAGAAUCUUAUGGCUUCACUGUGGAGACCAGGUAAGGGGGUGUCCAUUAAAGAGAUCCACGAGAAAAAGUAUCUCUUUACUUUCGAUCAUAGUGUGGAUAUGAAACGUGUUUUAGAUGGUGGACCGUGGUCAUUUGAAAAGAAUUUGCUGAUAUUGAAAGAAGUUAAACCUGAUGACAUUCCUCUUAAAAUCGAACUUAAUGAGACAAAAUUUUGGGUGCAAGUUCAUAAUGUUUCUUAUAGUUUGAUGAACCUGUGUACGGCUAGAGGUGUUGGUAAUUAUAUUGGCAUUUUUGUUAAAUAUGAUAUGAUGAUGAUCACUUUGAGGGGAAAUGAGAAGCUUAUCUGUGUGUAAGAGUUUGUUUGGAUGUGCGCAAACCUUUUAAGAAGGGAACAUCUCUUAAGAAAGCAGGUGUUGGGCACUAGGUUGAUUUCAAGCAUGAAUUGUUGCCCAAUUUUUGUUUUAUUUGUGGGACUCUUGGUCAUUCUGAUAAAUUUUAUCCUGUAACUUAUGAGGACAAUUUGGUAUUAGAAAAAUCAUUAUGGACUAGUCUGAGAGCAGGUGUGGGGUGAAGACCAGUCCUACAGGAGGGAACAAAUGGUUGGUGAAGGGCUCAUCCAUCACAACCCAUAGUCGCUCUUUUCAUGAGAAUUCUAGGGGGAGGAGGGCUCAGAAGAAGGACAUGGCUGGAAGAAUUCUAUGAUUGGCACCGGGAAUUAUAGUAUAACUAAGGAUGGAGACUUGGAUAGCACUCAAGAAGUGUCAAAAGUAUAGAAGAGAAGAAGAAUCUGGGAAGAACGGGAGCAGGAAGGGCUAAGCAAGGACUCUAUGGCGGCGGAUAAGACAAAAAAUGGGGAGGAGGCGGGCUUAGAUGCCUAGGCCCGCCGAAGACGCAUUUUCUAGUAGCGGUUUCAAGAUGCCUUUUCGGCCUAGUGCUUUGGAAGUUGCAAUAGAGAUUUGUGUUAUUGUUAUCUUGUUUUCCUCGAGACUGAGUACUUUGUUUUUUGUUAGUCUUUUUUAUCUGCAUUGUAAGACUUUGAGUUUGGAUUUGGGUGACAGGAGGACCGUGUUUUCCGUCUUUGGCUCAGUUGCGC